AAUAAGCUAUAAUAGAAUGAGAACCAGAAAAAUCGGAAAGCUACAAUGAUCCCCAGAAGAAGUGCAUGCAUCACCUAGAAAGUCACAAAAUGAAGCUCCAAAAACUGCCUCUUCUUACUCUCUUUCACAUUAGUUCACUGCUGCUCGUCUCAGCUCAGUCCACUGAUCAGCCUCCGUUCUCAUGUGACUCAUCUGAUCCGCUAACCAAAUCCUACCCUUUUUGCAAAACUACACUCCCCAUUAACCAAAGAGUUCAAGACCUGAUCUCCAGACUUUCAUUAGAUGAGAAGAUAUCUCAACUUGUUAACUCAGCUCCCCCUAUUUCAAGACUGGGCAUCCCUGGCUAUGAAUGGUGGUCUGAAGCCUUGCAUGGCGUAGCCUUUGUGGCCAACAUAAGCCAAGGUAUCCGUUUCAAUGGAACAAUUCAAUCUGCCACCAGUUUUCCGCAAGUCAUCCUCACUGCUGCUUCCUUUGAUCCUUAUCUUUGGUACCGCAUUGGUCAGGCCAUUGGAAUAGAAGCUAGAGGAAUAUAUAAUGCUGGACAAGCAAGAGGCAUGACAUUUUGGACGCCAAAUAUUAACAUAUAUAGGGAUCCAAGGUGGGGAAGAGGGCAAGAAACGCCUGGUGAGGAUCCAUUGGUUACAGGGAAAUAUGCAGUGUCAUUUGUAAGAGGAAUACAAGGGGACUCUUUUGAAGGAGGGAAGCUUGGUGAGAAUCUUCAAGUUUCAGCUUGUUGUAAGCAUUUUACAGCUUAUGAUUUGGAUAACUGGAAAGGAAUCAACCGGUUUGUCUUUGAUGCAAAUGUAACUCUACAGGAUUUAGCAGAUACAUAUCAGCCUCCUUUCCAGAGUUGCAUACAGAAAGGGAAAGCCAGUGGGGUAAUGUGUGCUUAUAAUCGUAUUAAUGGCGUUCCCAACUGUGCAGAUUACAAUCUCUUGUCCAAAACAGCUCGAGGACAGUGGGGUUUCGAUGGGUACAUCACCGCAGACUGUGAUGCUGUCUCCAUCAUUUAUGAUGAACAAGGAUAUGCUAAAGAACCGGAGGACGCUGUAGCUGAUGUUCUUAAAGCUGGAAUGGACAUUGACUGUGGUGAAUAUUUGAAGAACUACACCGAAUCAGCUGUCAAAAAGAAAAAAGUGUCUGUAACUGAAAUAGAUAGAGCCCUCCACAACCUUUUCUCAAUUAGAAUGAGGCUGGGGCUUUUCAACGGCAAUCCAACUAAACAGCCUUUCGGCAACGUUGGUUCAGACCAAGUCUGCUCCCAAGAACACCUGAAUCUUGCCCUUGAGGCUGCUCGCAAUGGCAUUGUCCUUCUUAAAAACACUAACAACCUCCUUCCACUUUCAAAAACAAAAACUAAUUCUAUUGCUGUAAUAGGCCCUGAUGCCAAUUCCACAGAAACACUUGUUGGCAACUAUGCUGGCCCUCCUUGCGAACCUAUUACACCAUUGCAAGGAUUGCAAAGUUAUAUCAAGAACACCAACUAUCACCCAGGUUGUAGUACAGUUAAUUGUUCUUCUGAUUUGACUGAUCAAGCAGUAAAGAUAGCGGCAGGAGCAGACCAGGUGGUACUAGUAAUGGGAUUGGAUCAAACCCAAGAGAGGGAAGCUCAUGAUCGUGUAGACCUGGUUCUUCCCGGAAAUCAACAGAAGCUGAUUUCUAGCAUUGUAAGGGCUGCAAAUAAGCCUGUCAUUCUGGUGCUUCUUUGUGGAGGUCCAGUAGACAUAUCCUCUGCCAAGAAUGAUCAAAACAUUGGAAGCAUUAUAUGGGCUGGCUAUCCAGGUGAAGCUGGAGGACAGGCGUUAGCCGAAAUUAUUUUUGGUGAUCACAACCCAGGAGGGAGAUUGCCAAUGACUUGGUAUCCACAAAGUUUCAUUAAAAUACCAAUGACAGACAUGAGAAUGCGUCCUGAACCAUCUUCAGGCUAUCCUGGACGUACUUACAGAUUCUACCAAGGGCCAAAGGUUUUUGAAUUUGGCUAUGGGCUUAGCUACUCAAAUUAUUCUUAUGAAAUUCUCCCUGUAACACAAAACAAGGUCUAUCUAAAUAAUCAGUCAAGCGACAAAAUGGCUGUGGCAUACAAGUCAGUUUCAGAGAUGGGACCAGAGCUCUGUGAAAAGAGCAAGUUCCCAGUCACAGUAGGAGUUCAAAACAAUGGUGAAAUGUCAGGUAAGCAUGCGGUGCUGCUGUUUGUGAGGCAAGCAAAGCCUGGUAAUGGGAGACCAAUGAAACAGCUGGUUGGAUUCAACAGUGUUGAUCUGAAAGCAGGGGAAAGAGCUGAAAUUAAAUUUGAGUUGAGCCCUUGUGAGCAUCUUAGUAGUGCAAAUGAAGGUGGUUUGAUGGUGAUAGAUGAAGGGUCCCAUUUCUUGAGCAUUGGAGACAAAGAAUCAGAGAUAACAGUCGCUUUCUCAUCUGAUACUAGUGGCGGAGCCGCAUCAUGGCAGGAGGGGGCCAUUGUCCUCCCAAGAAUUUUGAAAUUCUUUUACAUAUACAUUACUAUGCAUAUUGUUUUGAAGUAUAUCUCCUGAAAUGAAUUAAUGGACCUCCCCGAUUCAAUUUCUAGUUAUAACUCAGAUGCCAGUGUUAGCAAUCAUCCAAAAACUUGAUUAACACAGUUCAUUAAGGUUUCAGCGUAAUUUCAUUCGUUCUACGUUCUAAGAAUCACACUAUACUACCUUGCAAAGCUGCCAACAAAGGAGAAGAAGAAUUGACGCAAUGUACGAUGGCACUUAGCCGGCAGGCAAGGGUGGGAAGCGGGAAUCCCAUGAAACAAUUGAUUGGGUUCCACAAAGUGAAUCUGAAGGCAGGAGAAAGGGCUGAAAUUGAGUCUGAACGUAGCCAUGGUGAGCACCUUAGCAGAGCCAAUGACGAUGGUUUGAGGGUUAUAAAAGAUUGUGGAAAACAAAGCGUCUGAGAUCACAAUCAUCGUCUGACCACAGGGAAGGGGGGCUGGCAAAUUCAGCCAGUUUGAUAACAAACAGUCGCUACCUAAUUUGAGUAGAAACAACCCAAGCAUGACUAGAUAGGAAUUUCCAACUAGCCACUAGCCAAAUACAUGUUGCCCAGAGCACUUGAGUCAUUCAUGUAUUAGUUGCAAAUCCAGGCAUUCCAAUUUCCAAAAAAAUAAUCAGCUCUAGUGAUAAUGGAAUUAUGAAACUAAUGGCACUUGAACUAGUAUUCGAUUUUUUUAUUUUGCCUCUAAACAGAAAUUUCCUUCCA
Molecule: messenger RNA, 3219 nt
Organism: Theobroma cacao (cacao)
Lineage: Eukaryota; Viridiplantae; Streptophyta; Magnoliopsida; Malvales; Malvaceae
Product: putative beta-D-xylosidase 7
Biological process (GO): xylan catabolic process; arabinan catabolic process
Cellular component (GO): plant-type cell wall
Molecular function (GO): alpha-L-arabinofuranosidase activity; xylan 1,4-beta-xylosidase activity
Source: RefSeq, a predicted model, not a curated record